Molecule: messenger RNA, 408 nt
Organism: Mollisia scopiformis
Lineage: Eukaryota; Fungi; Ascomycota; Leotiomycetes; Helotiales; Mollisiaceae
Exons: 1
Coding region: 1-408 (135 amino acids)
Source: RefSeq, a predicted model, not a curated record
AUGCUGCACACCACAUACCACAAAGGUCAGCAGCAGACGGGCAAGUUUAAGGAUAAUAUCCGGUUCUUGCCUGCACCCGUUGGAGACCUCUUGCUCGACUACUUGGUGGUUGUCAUCCCGCUCCGCCAGGUCUUCUUCCGCCAGUCUGCCCCGCAUGCCAUUAUCUCUCCGUACUUGUGGUGGCAAGACGGGAAGGUCUGGGCUAACAACCGGCUCACGCGGUGCAUGGAGCAGGCGUGUAGUCGGGCCAGCAUCCCUAGGCUACACAUAGCCAACUGGCGGCAGAUGACAGUCAAUAUCGUCAAAACUAAGUUUGCAGCUAACGUUAGGUGCUUUGAGGUUGACGACGGGGCUAACGACGAGGAUGCCGAAGAGAUUAAGGCUAACAUUCGGGUUAUAACCAAGUAG